CAUAUGGGGUGGCCUGGCUGCUAGCUGGUUGGCAGCUUAUAAAAGGAAAAUUAAAAUGGGUAAUCGUGCUGGGUUGAUGAUUUGGUGCUUGAUUGCACUAGUACUUGUUCUUGAUCUUAAGGCCACAACUGCAGAAACUUACAUUGUUGGCGACGGAAUGGAAUGGGACAUUCCUCCACUUGGCUCCAUUGCCUACAGAACCUGGGCUCGUAGCAAUGUUUUUGAACUUGGUGACACCAUAGUGUUCAACUGGACUGGGACGCACGAUGUUGCUGAAGUGACUAAAGAAAACUACGACAACUGCACAGGCACUGACGCCAUUGAUCUGAGACAAACAAGCCCAGCAAAUUUCACUUUAACGACGAACAGCACUCGCUACUUCAUCUGCACAAUUAGCAACCACUGCGACCUCGGCCAAAAGGUGACCAUCAAUAUCGGAGAUCAGUGGAGCUCAGCUUCAUCUCUGGCUGUUGGUGCUCUUUCUGCAAUUCUCUCCACCAUCGCCAUCUCUUUCUUGACAUUUUUCUGAAGCUUUCAUUAAGAUAUAAACUAUUCAUUAUGUGAUCAUUAAUGCAGCCUUUUCUUUUUGUUUCUUUUUGUGGUUUGUUUUUUGUUAAGAAAAUUGUAUGUUGUUCUUGUAGUGUGGAACACGUCACGAAUCAUGUACCAUAUAUUGGAUUGAUAAGUAAUUACAAUAAUGGAGAUUAUCACAGCUCAUUUGAUUCCCAAA
This is a messenger RNA of Juglans regia (Persian walnut), 730 nucleotides long. Its product is annotated as umecyanin-like. The coding region runs from base 56 to 529 and encodes 157 amino acids. NCBI's taxonomy places the organism in Eukaryota, Viridiplantae, Streptophyta, Magnoliopsida, Fagales, Juglandaceae. Gene Ontology annotation, molecular function: electron transfer activity. Gene Ontology annotation, cellular component: plasma membrane. The transcript has 3 exons. The record is from RefSeq and is a predicted model, not a curated record.